AACUAAGUUCAAGCAGAAAGUUGAUCGAAAUGGCGAACGGUUUGAGGCAAUCAACGGAAAUGAAAACUUUAGUGCAACAUGACUUCAAAUAUGACAAUCCAAUUCACUCGGAACAAUCAUCAGCUCACGGAGGUAGUCGAUCUGAGUUCAACGAUGGGCAGGACUACGACCAGGACGUCAGCUAUGAUCUGCAGUUUCACAAAGUGAUCGUCAAAAGGGCAAUGGAUAUCGCGAUGCUAACGGCGAAUGCCAACCAGUUACGAUUGUUGUUUACCUACAAUAGUCAGUCUCAAACGUUUGUUGCUUGCGUUACGUUGGUUAUUCUUUCACUGUUGUUGCAGACAAGCGUAGCGAUUUGCUUGGUAAUUGUGAAGAGCCAUCCCAAGCCCAGGAGAAAUGUUCACAUGAGGAGACUGAAGACCGCAUCUAAAAUUGGCGUUGUUAUAAUAACUGUUAUCAACAUUUUGGUGGCUUCGCUGGUGAUAACUCGGGGUGAAAUUGGAACGGCUAAUCAAACUACUGUGAAUAUGAGGAUUAAAACAUGAAACGAUA
Culex pipiens pallens (northern house mosquito) is the source of this 552-nucleotide messenger RNA. Its product is annotated as ninjurin-B-like. The coding region runs from base 30 to 545 and encodes 171 amino acids. The transcript has 2 exons. The record is from RefSeq and is a predicted model, not a curated record. Gene Ontology annotation, biological process: cell adhesion; tissue regeneration. NCBI's taxonomy places the organism in Eukaryota, Metazoa, Arthropoda, Insecta, Diptera, Culicidae. Gene Ontology annotation, cellular component: membrane.